AUGUCGGCUCCUGUCUCGCAUAGUAUACCCCCAACAACCACUGCCUACGUGAUCGCGACUGCAAUUCUUGCCGGCGUGACAGGGUAUUUCAUCGGCCAAGGUGCUUCACUGAACUUAUUCAAAGAAAAACCCGAAGAUGGCUACGAUGUGAAGGUCCACAAGGACACAUCGGAGGACGAAGAGGACUCAGACGAGUACGACAGCGAUGAAUAUGAGGGUAAUGGCGAGGAGCUGGCCAGCCUCAAGGACAGCGGCGAAGAAGUGAAAUUGGUUCUGGUCGUCCGAACAGAUCUAGGCAUGACCAAAGGCAAAAUCGCUGCCCAAGCUUCCCAUGCUACACUCGCCUGCUACAAAUACUUCCUUGCGCACUCGCCCGACUCCCCCAUUCUUCAGCGCUGGGAGCGGAACGGCCAGGCAAAGAUCGCGCUACAAACUAAGUCGGAGGAUGACUUGCUCACAAUGCAAGCUAUGGCUAUGAGCUUGGGACUAUGUGCGCGCGUUAUUCAGGACGCGGGACGGACGCAAAUUGCUAGCGGGAGCCGAACAGUACUUGGAAUUUUGGGACCGAAGAGUGUUGUUGAUGGGGUGACUGGACAUUUGAAGUUACUGUAG
Penicillium taxi is the source of this 612-nucleotide messenger RNA. RefSeq names its product aminoacyl-tRNA hydrolase PTH2. Gene Ontology annotation, molecular function: peptidyl-tRNA hydrolase activity. NCBI's taxonomy places the organism in Eukaryota, Fungi, Ascomycota, Eurotiomycetes, Eurotiales, Aspergillaceae. The transcript is spliced from 2 exons. The coding region runs from base 1 to 612 and encodes 203 amino acids. Gene Ontology annotation, cellular component: cytosol; mitochondrion. The record is from RefSeq and is a predicted model, not a curated record.